AUGAAUCGGUUCGUAUUUCGGAAGAAGAAGGAAGCGUGGAGUGAAAUUACGGAGGCCUUCAAUGCAGAAGGAAUUGGAAAAACUCGGACUGCAAAUGAACUGAAACGUCUGUGGGGAAAUCAAAACAAGAAAGUCAAAAAGGUCCAUAUAGCGCAAAGCAGCGCCUCCCAGGACCCACAAGGACCCGGGCACAAUAGAAAAUUAAGUCAAGCUAUGAAAGAUGUAUCCAGUCUCUCUCCUAAUAAUGAUGGCCCUGAAGAAGGUCAACAGACUAUCACUGGCGCUAUGAAGAUUGAAGCCCCUCUGCAACAGAGUACAGCUGAUCAGGAACUUGUCACUAGCGUUGAUUUAGACAAUGAUACGAAAGAGGAUACCAUGCGUGUUCAUCCAGUGGAAAGGAGGAUAAGGGAGGCCGAGCUGAAGGUGGUGGAGACACAGGCCAAGAUAGAGGAAGCCCAGUUGAGGAGCUUAGAAAGACAAGCCAAAAUAGAAGAGGCCCAGUUACGGUGCUUGGAGAGGCAGGCUAGGUUGAUUGAAGCCAAACUGAAGGCGAAACUGGAGGAGGUCCAUUUGAGAAACCUGGAGCGACAGGCCAAGAUCGAUGAGUCUCAUUUAAAGAUACUAGAGAGGCAAGGUAAAAUAGAGGAGGCCAGAGCAAGGAUUCUGGAGAGGCAAAUUAAAAUUGAGUAUCAACUGUAGAGGUAGUAACAUGCCGAGAUGAUGAGGCAACUACCAU
Penaeus monodon (black tiger shrimp) is the source of this 736-nucleotide messenger RNA. RefSeq names its product involucrin-like. The record is from RefSeq and is a predicted model, not a curated record. The coding region runs from base 1 to 699 and encodes 232 amino acids. Lineage: Eukaryota; Metazoa; Arthropoda; Malacostraca; Decapoda; Penaeidae. The transcript is spliced from 3 exons.